CGCACACACACACAUAAAAUCAAAAUAGAAAAUCUCCCACACAUCUAAACAGACAUAGAACCCUAAUUUCGUCGAUUCGGUUUUAUUUCAGCCUCUCUCUCUUUCUCGCUUUCUCUCUCUAUCUAUCCAAUACAAUCUCUCCCUCCACUCCCCUCACCGUCUCUCAAUCUCUCCCGCAUACAACCGUUACAUUUCGCCACCGCACCGAUUCCCCUCGGCCGAUCCGCCCCUUUCUGUUCUGUUGAAGGUUUUGAAAUUAGAAAAACGAAUAUGUCUCCUGCAUCUAGAUCUAAGUCCAAGGACAAAAAGGCUGGGAAUGGGAAGGAACCUCCAAAGGCAUCCGCAAAGACUUCAAGCCAUGCCAAUGUAAGUGCUGGGGUCGCAACUAGUGGGUACAAUCCUAUUUUGGGAACAUUCCAUGCACUGGACCCAGCUCCUGUGACUGCUGCUGCUGCUGCUGCUGCUGCCCCGAUUCAUGUUAAUGGCCGCUUCAAAAACAUAGACGAGACUGAUGAUCAGAAUAGCAACUCAUUUGGCACUGGUGUGGAGUAUGAUUCCGUCUCAAACAAUGGCAGUUGGUCUGGUGAGUCAGAAGACCACAAAGUGUCACAUCCCGCUCCCAAGCAAGAGAUAGUACCUGGUGCUGAUGGUGACAAGCGGGAAAAAAUCCGUCAAAAGAAUGAAAGGAAGCACCAGCGCCAAAAGGAGAGGCGAGCACAAGAACUGCAUGAAAAGUGCAGCGGCUAUCUCAUGUCAAGGAAGUUAGAAGCACUUGCUCAACAGCUUGUUGCAAUGGGAUUCUCUCAAGAACGAGCAACAAUGGCUCUUAUUCAGAAUGAAGGCAAAGUAGAAGAAUCAGUGGCAUGGCUGUUUGAAGGAGGUGAAGAAGCAGAUGAGCACAAAGAACAUGAUAUUGAUGGUGGUGGUAAUUUGAAAAUUGAUAUAUCAGAAGAACUCAAUCGGAUUUCAGACAUGGAAAAUAGGUACAAGUGCUCCAAGCAGGAGGUUGAAAGAGUUGUGGUUGCCUGUGAAGGCGAUAUUGAGAAGGCUGAAGAAUCUCUUAGGACACAAAAGCAGGAAAGUACUUUUGUGCCAUCAAAGACAGAAGAAACUGGUGAUCCUCCUACUGUGGGCAGUGGUAAGGUCCCAAACACUGCUAGUCAAAACUCAAUAAGUGCUGCUGUAAAACACACAUCUCCUGCUGCUAUACAGCAGAAGAGGGAUGACAAGGACUUCAAUUAUACAAAAGUCACAGCAACAGCAAAUUCUUCUAUAGAUCCUGCAAGCAAAAGUGUACAAUCAUUAAAAAGAGUUCAACCAAAAAUGGAGUGGGCCAAGCCACCACAAGUAAUUGUGUCUUCUGAUAAAAGGUGGCAGGGUGCACUGUCAAAUCCAUCUGCUUAUUCUUUUACUUCUUCACAAGCAUCCCCUUCUCCAGCUAAGACUGAAGCUCAGUAUGUGGCUGUUGAGAAUGAACUGAAGAACUUACAGCUAGGAAGCAUAAGAGAACCAGUUAUAGUCAUGCAACGGCCCCAAUCCAUCAAUGCAAAGCAGUUUCCACCAUCAACCAUGAGUUCAUCACCACCUGGGACUGCUGGAGGAUGGUACCCAAAUGGUGUAGAAACUAUGAAGUCCACUGGGAUGGUGCCACAUGUUCCAGGCCUAAGGAACCUUAGCCCAAAUACAAACCAAUUAUAUAACCAGCUUCAUUAUCAGCAGCAGCAGCAGCAACAACAAUAUGUAUCAACCAAUGGCGGCUCACAUGAAUCGCCAGGGACAAGCAGGGGAAACGGUAUGUGGAGUAGAACAGGUACAUCUCAGCCUCUGACACUUGCUGCAGCUUCCUCGCUUGGACUCUUCUCUGGGUUAGGUACCAAUGGGCCAUCGGGCUCAUCAUCUCCUGUGGACUGGAACAGUGGUUUUUCAAUGCCACAGCUAGAUUACAACAACAUAGACUGGAGUCUGGAUCGUAGGUCGUCUUCACCAAUAUCAGGAGGGCUAUGGCCAACGAUGAACUCACUUAUGCAAAACAACCACCAUACAUUCAAUUCAUUUACAAAUGGACUCGGGGCAAGGGUUGCUAUGAAACCUACUUUGUCGAGUGGGGAUGGUAUUUCAAUUCCUAGGUUGCAGGAUGGAAUAGCUCCCGUGGAAACAUCUGCUGGUGGGUCACGCGAAUGGACUUCUCCUUUUGAAGAGAAAGAUCUUUUUAGUUUACCCAGGCAAUUUGUUUCCUCUCCUUCACUGUAGGGAUGGGAUGGAUGGGGUUAACUUUGAUUGAAUAAAAGGAGAAAGAAAAAGACAGUAGAUGUGCUUGGAUUUGAUGUUGGUGUUGUUUAAUAUGAUAUGCUUUUGCCCCUGUUUAUGAUCGUCUGAUCAAAUCCCAGUUGAAAAAGAAUUAAAGCC
Messenger RNA from Ipomoea triloba (trilobed morning glory), 2406 nucleotides. RefSeq lists its product as uncharacterized. Lineage: Eukaryota; Viridiplantae; Streptophyta; Magnoliopsida; Solanales; Convolvulaceae. The transcript is spliced from 2 exons. Gene Ontology annotation, molecular function: protein binding. The record is from RefSeq and is a predicted model, not a curated record. The coding region runs from base 271 to 2250 and encodes 659 amino acids.